Molecule: messenger RNA, 1788 nt
Organism: Clunio marinus
Lineage: Eukaryota; Metazoa; Arthropoda; Insecta; Diptera; Chironomidae
Source: the annotation of a GenBank genome assembly
UUUAAGUUUUUAAUACAAAUCAUUUCCAUUCGCAGAACGAACGUCUGGUUGAAAUCGAAAAUAUUUUUACGAUAGAGAAGAAGAAAAAUGCAAACAACAAGAAAACUUUUAAUUUACAGUCAGUGGAACAAAAAUGUUUUUCACGUAGUCAAACAUCGUUCAACAAUAGCCGCACCAGUCGCCCAAUGUCCAUAUGCAGAUGUUGCAACAAAUGAUCAUCAGAUCAUUGCCAAUCGUGCAAAAAAAGAAGUAGUGACUGAACAAUAUCUUCCAUAUUCACAGGUGCCGGGUCCCAAACCCAUUCCGAUAUUGGGCAACACAUGGAGAUUCUUUCCCAUCAUUGGACAAUUUAAAAUUUCCGACAUUGCAACGAUGUCGUUUCUUCUGAACCAAGUAUGGGGACGAAUUGUUAAAGUUGGUGGCUUAAUGGGACGGCCAGAUCUUUUGUUUGUCUUUGAUGCUGAUGAAAUUGAAAAGUGUUAUCGUAAUGAAGGGCAAACACCAUUUCGACCAUCUAUGCCUAGUUUGGUCAAAUACAAAGGAGAAUUACGUAAAGAUUUUUUCGGUGAUUUACCGGGUGUCGUUGGUGUUCAUGGCGAGAAGUGGAAAGAGUUUCGUUCAAGAGUUCAAAAACCUAUUUUGCAGUUGUCAACAGUUCGACGGUAUGUGAAGCCGCUAGAGCAAGUAACGAACGAUUUCAUGACACGAUGUCAAACACAACUUCUUGACGAAAACAGUGAACUGCCUAAUGAUUUUGCAAAUGAAAUUCACAAAUGGUCGCUUGAAUGUAUUGGCCUUGUUGCUUUAGACACAAGAUUGGGAUGUCUUGACGGAACUCUCGACCCAAAAAGUGAACCACAACAGAUUAUUAACGCAGCACAGUUUGCAUUGAGAAACAUUGCAAUGUUGGAGCUUAAAGCACCUUAUUGGCGAUGGUUUCCAACACCUUUGUGGACUCGAUAUGUCAAGAACAUGGAUUACUUUGUAGAAGUUUGUAUGAAAUAUAUUAGUCAAGCAACCAAACGACUUCAAGCAUCGGGUGGUGUUGGUGGAGCUUUGGAUGGUGAACCGUCUUUGAUUGAACGUGUCUUAAAAGAAGAAAAGAAUGAAAAGCUUGCAACUGUUAUGGCUUUAGAUUUGAUUCUUGUUGGAAUUGAUACAAUUUCAAUGGCAGUUUGUUCGAUUCUUUAUCAACUUGCAACACGACCUGAAGAACAGGAAAAGAUUUAUCAAGAAUUGAAGCGAAAUAUUCCCGAUAAAAACACUCCGCUCACAAUUCAACUUCUUGAGAAGAACAAAUACACGAAAAGUUUCAUUAAAGAAGUUCUUCGAGUUUAUUCAACUGUCAUUGGGAAUGGAAGAACCUUGCAGAACGACACGCCAAUUUGUGGCUACAUGAUACCGAAAGGAGUUCAAGUUGUCUUUCCUAAUCUUGUCACGGGAACCAUGGAUGAGUAUGUGUCGGAUGCCAGUGAAUUUAAGCCUGAACGUUGGAUUAAAAGCGAAGACAAUGACUCAAACCUCCACAAAUUUGCUUCCCUUCCUUAUGGACACGGCUCGAGAAUGUGUUUAGGAAGACGAUUUGCUGACAUGGAAAUGCAAAUUUUACUAGCGAAAUUAGUCAGAAAUUAUAAACUUGAAUACAAUCACAAGCCACUCAACUAUGCCAUUACAUUCAUGUACGCACCUGAUGGCGAUUUAAAGUUUAAAAUGACUCCUCGUGUUGAGUAAACUUUAAAUAUUUUAUUUCAUUUCACUUGAUUUUUGUAUAUUUAAAUUAAUAUUGGA